AUGCUGUCCAACCUCCUUGCCCGUGAGGCGGGCGACCUCAGCCCCCGAGACCUGACCCGCUCCGUCACGACAGAGCUUCUGGGCUCGUUUGCGCCCGCGCCUCAGCAUCGCUUCAAUGGCGAGAGGACCCCGAGGUCGGACCCGGCUGGCGUCGACGAGCGCGCCCACAACAUCCGCGCACAUCCCGCAGGUGUCAGCAGCCUCGCUCUUGAAAAGUUUGAUGGCCGUAUCCUCCUCUCGGGCGGCGCUGAGGGCGGCAUCAAGAUCUGGGACCUCGAGGCCUGCGCGAAUCCUCAUGCCCUCCACACGUUUCGUCCCGUGAGCAGCAUCGCGAGGUCCACGGACGACGGGAAAUUCCCAGGACACACUCACGGCAUCACGCACCUCGCCUUCUAUCCUUUCGAUCCGGACGCAUUCCUCUCGAGCUCGUACGACAAGAAGCUGAAGCUGUGGGCGACGCAGCGAUGCGCCCUCUCGGCCGUCUUUGACCUCAACGCGACGAUAUACUCCCACUCUACGAGUCCCAUCGCGGACCACCUCGUCGUCGCCUGCGCUACACAGCACUCCAACGUGCGCCUCGUCGACUUGAAGUCCGGGUCUGCGGUGCAGGCCUUGGUGGCUCAUGGUGGCCCUGUGCUGUCGACGGCGUGGAGUCCACGACACGAGCAUGUCCUCGCGAGUGGGCAUGCGGAUGGAAAAGUGCGAAUAUGGGAUAUUCGGCGUGCUGGCGGUGUAAUUGCGCAGCUCGACCAAGAAGACUCGCUUGGGAUUGUCCACAAGAUGAAUCAUGCUGCUGCGGCGGGAGUGGGCGAUCAAAUACCCCGGUUUAGAGCCUCUGCGCAAGCCCAUGAUGAUGCGGUAAAUGGCCUCCAGUGGACAGAUGAUGGUAAAUACAUCAUCUCAGCUGGCCUAGACCGUCGCAUUCGGGUCUGGGACGCUGCCACGGGAGCCAACACCCUCGCAAGCUUUGGCUCGCUCAUUCAGAAUCAACAUGCGAAGACUGCCAGCAUGUUGGUAUCACCGUCUAGCCUUUCAGCUGGGCAUGAGUUUCUCUUUUGGCCGAAUGACCAAGAGAUCCUCAUCCUCGAUCUUCAUGACGGCAAUAUGAUAACUCGACUCCGUAGUCCCGGCGUGACAAACCCCGUGGGUGCACGGGGAGGAGAGAUGGGUAGAAAUCGCAUAACGAGCAUCGUGUGGCGUGGAUCAGGUGGUAGCGGGCGUCAAGUUGGUGCUGUCAUGGGAGGCGGAAACUCGAUCGGUGCCAUAUACAGUUCCCACAUGGACGGACAGAUUCGGGCUUGGAUGCCUCAGAUUCCUGGUCCUGAUGACUUUGAUCAAGAGGAGGAAAUCGAAGAGGACGAGGAGGUAAGGAGGAAGAAGAGGAAGGCCGUUGACGACGCGUACAAGAGCCUCAUGGGAAAGAAGAUUACCUUUACAUAG
Messenger RNA from Fusarium keratoplasticum, 1440 nucleotides. RefSeq lists its product as uncharacterized. Gene Ontology annotation, cellular component: Cul4A-RING E3 ubiquitin ligase complex; nucleotide-excision repair complex. Gene Ontology annotation, molecular function: protein binding. The transcript has a single exon. Gene Ontology annotation, biological process: protein polyubiquitination; proteasome-mediated ubiquitin-dependent protein catabolic process; transcription-coupled nucleotide-excision repair. The record is from RefSeq and is a predicted model, not a curated record. Lineage: Eukaryota; Fungi; Ascomycota; Sordariomycetes; Hypocreales; Nectriaceae. Bases 1 to 1440 code for a protein of 479 amino acids.